CUGUUUCAUUGCUCUCUCCCUCCACUCCCACAGACUAUAUGCACUAUAGCAGUAUCCUGAGUUUGAAAGUGUCUGUAUGUAUGGAUCCCUGAAUUUGCUGAGAGAUGGAGGAGCCUCAGAAAAAUGACCUGAGCAUGAGAGGGCAGGAAGAAGAUCAUCCUGUCAGAAGCAGUGGCCCUCAGAUUUCUGUGAGUGAGUUCUCCUGCCACUGCUGUUACGACACCCUGGUUAACCCCACCACCUUGAACUGUGGCCACAGCUUCUGCCGGCACUGCUUAGCAUUAUGGUGGAUGUCUUCAAAGAAAACAGAGUGUCCAGAAUGCAGAGAAAAAUGGGAAGGUUUUCCCAAAGUCAACAUUCUCCUCAGGGACGCCAUUGAAAAGUUAUUUCCUGAUGCCAUUAAAAUGCGAGUUGAAGAUAUUCAGCAGAAUAAUGAUGUAGUCCAAAGUCUUGCAGCCUUUCAGAAAUAUGGGAAUGAUCAGAGUCCCUUAGCUCCCAGCACAGGGAGAGUGAAUCAGCAGAGAGGAGGGGGAUUCUUCUCCGGCGUACUCACAGCUUUAACUGGUGUGGCAGUCAUCCUGCUUGUGUAUCACUGGCGAAGCAGAGAGUCUGAGCAUGGCCUCCUGGUGCACAAGGCUGUAGACAAAUGGACGACGGAAGAAGUUGUCCUCUGGUUAGAACAGCUAGGCCCUUGGGCCUCACUGUACAGAGACAGGUUCUUAUCUGAAAGAGUAAAUGGAAGGUUACUUUUAACUUUGACAGAAGAAGAAUUUUCCAGGGCACCUUACACCAUAGAAAACAGUAGCCACAGAAGAGUCAUCCUCAUGGAGCUGGAGCGCGUGAGAGCCCUGGGUGUGAAGCCACCACAGAAUCUCUGGGAAUACAAGGCUGUCAACCCAGGCAGGUCCCUGUUCUUGCUCUACGCCCUCAAGAGCUCACCAAGACUUGGCUUGCUAUACCUGUACUUGUUUGACUACACAGACUCCUUUCUACCCUUUAUCCACACCAUCUGCCCUCUGCAGGAAGACAGCUUUGGCGAGGACAUCUUCACCAAGCUUCUGGACCUGAGGGAGCCCACGUGGAAGCAGUGGAGAGAAUUCCUUAUCAAGUACUCCUUUCUCCCGUAUCAGCUGAUUGCAGAGUUUGCCUGGGACUGGCUGGAGGUCCACUACUGGACAUCGCGCUUCCUCAUCGUCAAUGCCAUGCUGCUGUCUGUUCUGGAGUUGUUCUCUUUUUGGAGGAUCUGGUCAAGAAGCGAGCUGAAGACAGUGCCCCAGAGGAUGUGGAGCCACUUUUGGAAAGUAUCGACGCAGGGGCUUUUCAUGGCCAUGUUCUGGCCGCUCAUUCCCCAGUUUGUCUGCAACUGUUUAUUUUACUGGGCUCUGUACUUCAACCCAAUUAUUAACAUUGAUCUGGUGGUCAAGGAAGUCCGACGACUGGAAACCCAAGUGUUAUGAUCAGCAGCAAGGCCCUGAGAGAGCCCGCAAAUCUACCUGACAUCCAAGUUGUGACAUUCAAAGAGACAAGGGACUUAUUUCUACCCCUGGUAAAGCAAGGUGCUGCUUCUGUGUGUCAAGGCUUCAACCAGGUCCCUUGUCCUCUGACUCUGGCACCAUGCCAGGUAACUGCUAUCCAGGUGAGGCAAGACUCUGUGGUCAACACCCAGCCAGUCUUCUUACAGGGCUUGAGAGGCUCAGGCUACUAUGGCCAACAGAAGUGGGAGUCUUGGACAUGAUUUGGGGUGGCAUGCUGUCAAAAGGCUAAUAUAGGCUGUGUGUGGUAGUACACACCUUGAAUCUGAGCACUUGGAAAACAGAGACAGGUGGAUUUUUUUUAGUUCAAGACCAGACUGGUCUACAGAGUGAGUUCCAAGACAGCUGGGCUACACAGAGAAACCCUGUCUCCAAAACAAUCAAAUCAAAACAAAAGGAAGAAAAGAUAAAAAGGAAGGUUAUGAUGGUCAGUGGCCUUAACCUCACUGACUGACAGGCUCCCAAACCAGGCUUAUUGGGCCAGUUCUGUCACAUGAGUCACAUUUAGGAAAACAAGGGUAGGUUUUUGUCAUAGGCAUAGAUAAUUGCACAUAGAAAAUAAAGAGAAAGAGAAAACUUGAGGCUGAGAGACAGUGAUGGCUAGCUGUGUUGUUUCCUGUUGUGAUCAUUGGAAACUGAGCUCUCCUUUCUGUGAGCAGGGUGUCCAAUGGAAUGCCCGUGAGGCUGUCUUCUUAGGUGACUGAGAGCACUACUUGGUGUUUUGUUUAAAUGUGGAAUAGACUGUUCAAGGAAGCAUUUUGUAGGGUACCCUCAUACUGUAUAAUGGAUAAUCUUUAUUGUCCUGUUCUUUAGUAUAAAAGCAUGUAUAACUAUGCCAAGUGCUACCAUCAUGAAUAUGGAGUAAGCUGGUGUGUGCUGGUGUAGAUGUAGUAUAUAGCAGAUGUAGAGUGCGAGCUCAUCAGCCUUGGCCUACCUAAAACAGCAUCCAAAGUGUGAGAGUGUGGGGGGGAGGUAAGUAUAUAGGUGUGUGAGGGGGGUGGUGAGUGUAUAGGUGUGUGAGAGAGAAAGAGACAGAGACAGAAAGAGAGAGACAGAGACUUAGUAAUUCAUUAACCCUUUGUAUCUCAGAGUGAAUUUCACUUAAACUUUGCAUUGAAAGUUUGAAAAAUUACUUGAAAUAAAUAAUUAAAAAUUUUUAUAUAAAUACAA
This is a messenger RNA of Rattus rattus (black rat), 2702 nucleotides long. It is a transcript of the gene Bfar, whose product is annotated as bifunctional apoptosis regulator. The record is from RefSeq and is a predicted model, not a curated record. Gene Ontology annotation, molecular function: ubiquitin protein ligase activity; protein binding. The coding region runs from base 105 to 1457 and encodes 450 amino acids. NCBI's taxonomy places the organism in Eukaryota, Metazoa, Chordata, Mammalia, Rodentia, Muridae. The transcript has 7 exons. Gene Ontology annotation, biological process: proteasome-mediated ubiquitin-dependent protein catabolic process. Gene Ontology annotation, cellular component: nucleus.